GGGAAAGGAGGUUGCACUUGCAGAUGCUUUUCUGAAGCUCAACAGCCAGGCAGACCUUGCUGCCAUCUUCGGGUUUGUAAUCUUCCCAUUCGGAGCAGAAAACUUGGUGAUUUCGCAGGCUCACUGGAGCACACCUGUGCUUUGCCCCAGCAUAGCCCCACAACUUCUGCAAGGCAGGAUUGCUACCUUCCUCCCGACUGCUCUUGCUAUUAGCACUGCUGCUGAAGCCAUCCCUGCAAAAGGGCUGCCUUUCCUUGCAGUUUUACACGUGAUAAAGAUUUAAGAAGAGUUCGUGUAGUAGAAUGGCAGCCCAUUAUUCACGGGAGCUCAUCUUGAAGAACUUGCUGUUGGCCAAGAACAAGGAAGAGCCCAGUAGCAAAUUGUCCUCCUGUUUCAAUUGUGCUCUAGAGAAACUCCAGAGGGAGCCAGUGUGUGUGAGAAGCAAUGCUCAUCUCACCAUUUCUGAUGGGCACACUUUGAUGGAGUUCACCUCUGGUAACGGAGAGUGUCAAAUAACAGUCUUCCACAAUCAGGGCAAAGUCCACUAUGAUGUCUUUGUGCCUUAUUGGGACCUCUACUUCUCUCGUCUUUGCACUACCGCUCAGCCCCUCAGUGUUGGGACUAUCCUUGGUAUCCGAAGCCACCUACAUUCUUGGGGUUCAUCUAGAAAAGGAUUUUCCUCCUUGGCCUGCUUUGACCUAGCAGUGGAAAGAUUUCCCAUGGAACCAGAUGCUGUGCAACGGGAUGCUGAGUUGCUGGUGGAGUGCGCUGGACAAGUGAUGAAGUUUAUCUCUGGUCAAGGAUCCUGCAAGAUUUCUGUCUUUUUUAGAUUUGGUGAGCCAACAUAUGAUGUCCAGGAGCUCAGCUGGGAUCUAGUCAUGGAGCGUCUCCGGACUGGGGUAGAACCAUUGACCACAGAGAACUUGUGGAGACUGAGGGACAAGUUGAGGACCACAAAAUGGGGAGAACUAAGGCGUUGCCUAGAUGAGGCCAUUGGUAGAUUCUGCAAGGAACCCCGUUGUGUCCAGGACAAUGCCAAGAUGCUGAUUGUAACCAGCAAUGACAACAUUGUGCUGAUCUCUGGGAAGGGAGAAAACCACAUCACAGUAACCUAUAAAUACGGAAUGAUAGAGUACCAGUUGUCAGAGCGAGGGUGGUGGGAGAUGGCAGCCCGGGUCCUGCAAAAGAAAGAAAUUGGAGCCUCUGGUUCUAUAAUAGAUUAGAAUAGUGCUGCCUCAAGAAACCAAAAUGGAAUGCCAAGUGGAUUGCACUCGUGUGGUCAUUGGUUUCAAUUGCCUCUGAGCCUGAUAGCCUUGAGCACACACAUAGUGUGGUGGCUAGGUCUGUGAAUUAUGAGUUGGGAAAUCCUGGGAUCAGAUAUUAUUCCAGCUAUUUGCUUACCAAGUGGUAUUUGCUAAAUUCCAAACUAGACCUUGACCAAACUUCAUCUGUGCAUGCCUAAUAAAUCAUUUAUCUGAAUCUUUCACAGCAAGCUCUACUGAAUCUUAGAGUUGUUGAAAGUCUGACAUUGUUUCAUGAAUUUUCUGUGUCCAUUGAAAUUGGAAAGUAUCAAACAUUUGAAUAUGUAAUGUUACUAUAUUCUGUUUUAUUAUAUAUUCUGAUUUAGUAAAUGUAUGUUGCUGCUGGUUUUCAUAUGUGAUAUUUGUUCAAUUUGAUAAUUGGCUCUUACAGGGUUUAUAUUUUUUAGUAUACAAACAAGUUGUUCUAGUAAGAACUAAUCAGCCUACUUUCCUUUCACUGUCUCUACAUUUGGACUAAAUUUGGUUCAAAUCGAGGUUCACAAGUUAGAUCUCUUGCACCUCAAAUGUUCAUGCAUCCACCAUUUUGGAUCAGGGUGGAUGACAUUAUUACAAACAGUACCAUUGAGGUGUCCCUGUGUGUCGCUCACUACAACUGUAUAAAAUUUAUGCGUCCGCCAUCUUGGAUCGGGGCAGAUGACAUCACAACAAAUUACACUGUUGAGAUGUCCCUAUGUGUCCCUACGACUGUACCCAGUUUGGUUCAUAUUGGUCCAGGCAUUGCAAAGUUGAUAGUGGGGGACACAUGGACACACACACAGAAUGCCAGGUGAUCUCAAAAGCCUACUGGAAAGUAGGCUCAAAAUUAGAAAUUUAUUUACACAGCUUGAACUGCUAAACUGCUAAAUCAGUCUAACUUUUUAAGAGAGUUUACAAUGAUAUAAUCAGUGUAGCUGAUGAGUCUUCCAGAUAUCUCCCCUGCUGUCUGGUGGGGGCAGCGGGUACUUUCUGGAAUAUUUUUGACACAUUUUUUUAAUUGGAACGUUCAUACAUUUUAAUUAGAACGUUCAUACAUUUAUUCAAUUUAAUUCAAUACAUAUCAAUAUAGCAUAUAUAUGAUACAAACAAACAAAACUAUCUACAUAUUAUUGGACCACUACUAGGAGUGGACAACAUCCAUUAUUCCAAGCAUAUCAAAAUAAUCAUGAUUUCCAAACUUCAUGAAUAGGAUCAGAGUUCUCUCCAUAACACUCUCUAUAAGAAAUACAUUUUUUCCAAAUGCAACAAAAUUGUGAUUCUUUUCUCAAAUUUUUCAUUAUCUUUAUCUGAAUUUUUUUCUAAAAUUGGCCAUGACCAUACCUUGUUAUACCAUCUUUCCACAUUUAAAUUAUCCAGCAGUUUCCAUUGCUGUGCCAUAAUUGCUUUAGCAGCCAGGAUUAAAAAGAUAACUAAAUAUUUAUCUUUAAGUUUAGUAUUAUUUCCUGUAAAAAUAUGUAAUAAACCCAAAUAUGGAGAAUAUUCUACUCUUUGAUUCAUUAUUUUGCUAAUUUCAACAAAAAAAAAAUAAUCUCCCAAAAAGGUUUAAUUUUCUCACAAGUCCUUUCUAAUACUGAAAGUGUUACAUACCAGUGAAGUAGCAUUUUCCAUUGAUGUUCUUAAAUAGAGGCCAAGAGAAAAACCCCUGUCCUCCAUAAUGAUUGCCAGUGCGUCUCCUCUAUAUUUUUUACCUAAAUCAAUUCCCCAUGCAUUCCUCAAACAUAUUGGGGGUCUCCAAUCUCUUUGUAUUAAUAUUUUGUAUAUAUUUGAGCUUAUCUCUUUAGUCUGAUCCAGAUAACGAAGUAAUACUUUCUCAAAAUUUGUGAGUGGGUAGCUGAACUCUCAACGCUACUAUCCAUCAAUAUGGAUGUAAUUUGAAACCAAACUAGCCAAGGUAUUUGACAUCCCUUUUGUUGUUCAAUCUCAACCUUCUUAUAUAACCUCUUAUUUCUAUAGAAGUCUCUUAUUCUAUUAAAAAAAAGUCUCUUAUGCUAUAAAAAUUUCUUUCCUUCAGCAUCCUCAAAUAAGCCAAUCUAUAUUUAUCUACCCCAGUAUCCAGAUAUGUUAAUAAAGGUGUUAGUGGAGAAAUAUCUCCUAUCAAUAUUGUAAAUUUUUCUUCCCAUAUCUGAAGCAUAUUUCUAGUGAAUACAUUUUAAAUUUUCUUAACCUCUUUACAUUUACUUGGAUGGAAAAUUAUUUGUCAAGACUCCUGAUUCCUGUAUCUCUUCUAUUUGUAUCCACUGCUUUGAUACAUCAUCCAUUAUAAAUGCAAUCAUAUGACUUAGUUGGGAAGCUUGAUAAUAAAGUUUUAAAUUUGGAAGUCC
Hemicordylus capensis (graceful crag lizard) is the source of this 3619-nucleotide messenger RNA. RefSeq lists its product as uncharacterized. Bases 303 to 1223 code for a protein of 306 amino acids. The transcript has 3 exons. Lineage: Eukaryota; Metazoa; Chordata; Lepidosauria; Squamata; Cordylidae. The record is from RefSeq and is a predicted model, not a curated record.